Oncorhynchus masou masou (cherry salmon) is the source of this 8080-nucleotide messenger RNA. RefSeq names its product BCL-6 corepressor-like. Gene Ontology annotation, biological process: negative regulation of transcription by RNA polymerase II. The transcript is spliced from 14 exons. Gene Ontology annotation, molecular function: protein binding; transcription corepressor activity. Gene Ontology annotation, cellular component: nucleus. The record is from RefSeq and is a predicted model, not a curated record. The coding region runs from base 782 to 7030 and encodes 2082 amino acids. Lineage: Eukaryota; Metazoa; Chordata; Actinopteri; Salmoniformes; Salmonidae.
CUCAUUCUCCGCUGUACGUCUGGAGGCGGUAGUUGUGAGUGCUCUGAAUGGUGCCAUACGGAAGAAAACGGAACAGUAAAACUAGGACGAAAUAAAAACUAAUGGGAACAUUGACAGAAACACCCUAGCCUCUCACUGAAGACAAUGGGCACUGUUAGCAUUCUUUAUUUGUUGAAAACGGAAAUUCUCGCCAUAUUUUUGAGGUGGCGUGUGUGCUGUAUGGCGAGCUCAACAUGGCGCUGCAAUGCAUAACCAGACUGAAUUAGUUUAUUGUUUAUUGAGACUUACGACCGUUGUUGCCACCUGUGCUCCUUGAAACAUUCACGACAACGAUUCACUUGGUGUAUUUUUACUAAUGGAUAUAUUUACUGGGAGCACUGCGACUCCGUGGAUCUGUUCGUUCAUUGUCGCCGACUCGUCAUUCCCGGAUUUUUACCAACUGGAAAUGUAUAAAGACUAAGGAUGUUUUCGUAGUCUAAUCUUACCUACAUGUCAUUUAACAAGCACAACAUUGUCACCCCUAUUUGCUGUAAAGUUAAAUUACAAAAGUGAUAUUAACCCCCGACGGACGAACACUCGUUGGGUCGUUUUGACUGACUCGUGGAGCCUAGAGAACACGGCCAAAAAAGUUCCAACUCGACAUUUUGCGUUUUGGCCAAGGACAAUAUAAUUUAGAGAAAUUAUUCUGGAAUUUCUAUCAGGAUUGUACCAGUGAGGGAUGGUGGGAGGCAGACUACCCAUGUGGAUUUAACCAUCCAGGAACCACCACAUCACACAAAGCAUGGUGGAUGCGAGUGCUGCUUGCAGAAUGAACCCGCUAGCUGCCCUGGGCAUGGACCGUAGCAGCCUGAUGAGGGAGAGCCUCCGCGUCCACGGAGGGAUGGUCUACCCGGGCAUCCGCACCUUGUCCGCCUCCGAAAAAGCCAGGGAGGGGGUCUCCUCCUUGCCCCUGGGCUACGACCUAGUCUACAAACCCGAAGGGUUGACCUUGGAUGGCAGGAAGCCUGGUAACGGUUACGUGGGUCUGUAUAAGAGCUCUCCCCCUGGGUUGCAGAGGCCUGGUGGAGGAGGGGAGGGCUUGGGAAUGGAGCGGCGUGUGGGGCCUGGAGAUAAACCCUCUGAGCUGGGCCUCAACGGCAACAACGGCUUCCUGCGACUUCCCUGGGCAGUAAACCCAUACGCGGACCCCGGACUGUACCCCUUCCUGGACUCCUCCAAAUACGCAGCCCUCAACAUGUACAAGGCCUCGUUCCUGUCCCAGCCCACACCCUACCUGCCCCAGCACCUGGCCUAUCAGUCCCUGUGUGGAGGGUCGGGGGGUAGCGCUGCUGGGGCAGAGCGCCUCUUCUACAUGCCCCCGUACCCCCCGGCCCCCAUCUCCUCCCCCCUAGCCCCUCCUAUGAGGAUCCCCAUGGCCACGGUGGUCCCCAACACCCUCUCACCGAUGCAGGGCCUGGGGCCCCGGAUUCACCAUGAGGCCUCCCCCUAUGGGUCCCAGCUUCACCAGCAGCACCAGGCCCACCAGCAGUCCCAACCCCAUCACCAGUCACAUAGUGACAGGCAGCCCCAGUCCCAACCCCAUCACCAGUCACAUAGUGACAGGCAGCCCCAGUCCCAACCCCAUCACCAGUCACAUAGUGACAGGCAGCCCCAGUCUCAACCCCAUCACCAGUCACAUAGUGACAGGCAGCCCCAGUCCCAACCCCAUCACCAGUCACAUAGUGACAGGCAGCCCCAGUCCCAACCCCAUCACCAGUCACAUAGUGACAGGCAGCCCCAGUCCCAUCACCAGUCACAUAGUGACAGGCAGCCCCAGUCCCAACCCCAGUCCCAUAGUGACAGGCAGUCCCAGUCCCAACCCCAUCACCAAUCACACAGUAGAGGCAGGCAGCCCCAGUCCCAUAGUGACAGGCAGCACAACAACAGCAGCAGUAGUAAGCUCAGCCGGACUUCCUCUAGUAAGAGCUCUGGCAGCAGCAGCAUUCACAACAGUAGCAGUAUUACCAGUAGUAGUGCUGGGACUGGCAUUAGCAGCAGCAUACCAGUGGACUCCACCCAAGCACUUAUAAUGCAGUCCCCCCGCACAGCCCCCCACCCUCCCCAGACCUUAGUCCCUCCCCCCUCUGCUCUCAUAGACAACAGCACUUUGGACAUCCAGAAGUCACUGUUCAGAAGCCCCCCCUGCUCCUCCACCACCACCACCUCUUCCUCCCCGUCGGUGUCCCAUCCUUUCUACAUGAGCAGCAUGGCCUCUGAGCAGCGCUCCCCGGUGCGGUCCGGCAGCAACACCCACAAAGCCAAAGAGCAGGGCAGCAGCUCAGAGCACAGGAAUGUGGAGAUGAAUGGGGAAAGGAAGUGGAGCCAGUCCCCUUUAAAGACUUUGUCCUCUGAUAGACCAGCAGUACUACAGGCUUCUGCCAAAGACCCUGCGGACAAGCCUCUGGAUCUGUCAGCCAAAAUCCUGGAGUUGGAAGGCUCCCUCAACGGAUUCCCCCCAAAACUAGAGGCCUUGGCUAAGCUGGGCUACUCGCCCGCGGCUCGAUACGGCUUACCCCCCAGCCGGGAGCUCCUCAAAGAGACCCUCUCCCCGUCAGGGGCUUCCUCCAAAACCUCUGAGAGGCCUGAGAUCAUUAGCACUUUACGCUCCUCCUGGGUGGUGCCCAGCCCGACCCCGGUCCACGACAGCUCCAGCUCAGACGCCAACCACAACAAAGACCCCUCCGUCAUCAAACAUAAAAACUUGGAGAACUUGUCUUCACAGCAGCAGCGAAGCUCUUCCUGUCCCAGGAUAGGUGAGGUUGAUGGGGCUGUCGCCCCCAACCAUGCCCCAGCUGUGGUAGCCCCUUCUGGGAGCCGACCGUCCUCUGCCUCCGCCUCUCCCAAGGUCAACGGUGAUUGGCCAAGAUCCUCCCCCAACUACUCUGAGACAGCCCCUUCUUCCAACAGAGUGGGCAGCCAUCCCUCUUCUGGGAAGCCAUUGAAACCCCUCAAGAAACCAGAGGCUCAGGAGAUGCCCUUCAAACCCCAGCAGCCGCCCCACUUAGACAACAGCCAUCCCUCCGACAACAGCCAUCCGUCCGGCCACCCCCCUAGCCAGCUCUACCUUCCCCAGAGUGACGGCUAUCUGCCCCCUAGCCUAGCCUACGCUAACAGAUACCUGCCCUACUCGGUCCAGGAGAGCAUGUCCCUGCCCCACAUGCCCAUGCCAGGCAAAGGCCCAGUGUACCCCCACCCUGUUCUGCUAGGCAGCAGUAGCCUGUACCCACCCCGCCUGCCCCCCAAGCAUGGCCUCCCGUACGGCAUUCCCCCCAGCCACGGAGACUACCUGACCUUCCAUGACUCCCAGGAGAUGGUCCACCACCUCAUGUCCUCCCCCCACACAAGCCUGGAUCUCAAGACCAGCGAGCGCCUGCAGGAGCCCCGGUCCAGGCCCAAGGAGAAGAUUUGGCAGCACCACGAGGACUCUGCCCCGGCCGACAAGACCCAGGCCCCAGAUACUAAACACACCCGCAGGGGGGACAGCGAGACCGACAGGUCCACAGGCCUGGGCUCAAAGAGCCUCAACCACAAGCCCAUGACGGGAGCUAGAGAGGAGAUAGUCUGUAUCGACUUAAUCCAAGACGAUGGGGACAGCGACUCACCCCUGACCAAAGCUGUCUCUCCAUGCGCUAAGAGAGGAGACCCUUCCAAACCUGUGGGUAGUGGGAGUAUCGGGAGAAACGAGGGGAGAGAGGCAGAGCUCCAGCACAUGCUCCGUACCGGCCAGGCUGUUGAACUCAGGCCAGGCCAGGCCCACAGACAGGCAGACCAGCAGCAACGCAGCCAGCUGUGGCUGGGCUUCCACCCUUCCUCCCUCCGUCCUGAGCCCCCCUCCCUCUCCCCCAGCCCUUUCCCCAGACAUGAGGAGGACAGCCCCAGCCCUGCAGAAAGCAGCCCCAUCUCUGACCUGCCAGAGGAGCAGACCCUUCGCUGUGCAAGGACUUCUGGAGACCGCACCUCUUUGAACUGUAGAGACCAAUCUUUAGAGGGUCUUAAGAGCAGGGACUGUACUUUUGAGGACCCCACCUCUGUGGACCGUAGUUCUGGGGACCGCAGUUUCUGGGACCAUACGCAUGAGGACUGUACUUUUAAGGACCGCAGCUCUUGGGACCGUACACGUGUGGAUCUUACAUGUAGGGUCCGCUCUUGCGAGGACCGCACCUCCGCAGACCACUCUCCUGGGGAAUGCACCUUGAACGAAUCUGGGUUUAGGAAUGAAAGAACCAUGGACCACUACUCGGACCUGGACAAGGACAUGCACACGGACACAGAGUCCCACGAGGGUGAGGAGUACGAUGACCAAGGCUGCCCCAGGGCUAGGAGGUCCAGCCUGGCCAAGCGCAUCGCUAACUCCUCUGGCUACGUUGGUGACCGCAUCAAGUGUGUCACCACCGAGCUGUACGCUGACUCCAGCAAGCUGAGCAGAGAGCAGCGGGCACUGCAGAUGGAAGGCUUAACACAAGAGGACAGUAAAUUAAGUCAACCUGCUGCUUACUGUGAGCGUGCUAUGCUGCGCUUCUCUGAGCUGGAACUGAAGGAGAAGGAGGGAGGAGGGGCGGCGGUGUACUUGGCAGACAGCCAGCGCGAGCGGAGAGAGGGAGAUGGAGGAGAGGACAGGGCGCGCUGCCAAGGCCCAGCCAGAACGGGGCCAGGGGCCUCAGCCCUCACAGACGAGGCUGAGAAGGACGGUGUGCAGCUGACGUGCCCCAACAACAGAGUGCCUGUUCUCCAGCGAUGCCCACACACCGAGGGCCUCCCACCCAGAGAGAGGGAGCAGGCUGGCCCCGACCUGGAGGAGAGGAAGAGGGGGAUGAUGCUGGAGAAAGAGGAGAGGGUGUGUGUGCUCCCACGGGAGCGGUCUGCCAGCCUGCCCAUGGCCCCAGUGGAAAGGCUGGCCCAGAAGGAUGCCAACCCUGGCAUCAUGCCCACCAUGCCAGCCUCCAUGCCCACCGCGGUACCUGGCAGGAAACACGCAUAUGCCCUGGAACCGUGCCAGCCACUCCAGGCCGACAGCCAGGGGAAAGAGAGGGAGGAAAAUGAGAGAGAAGAGGAGAAGGAGGAGACGUUGGAUGUUCCAUCCAAAAGAGCCAGGCUAACCAACGGUCCCACUGAGCCCGUCCCAGAGGAACUAAAGAACCUCAAGGUGUGUAUCGAGCUGACCGGCCUCCGACUCAGCAAGCCCCGCCUCGCCCAGGAGCUCAGCCAAUGGCAGGCCGCCACCCAGAGGUCGACAGAGGUCAACGGAAGCAUGGCCAUGACAACGACCCUGUCCAACGGGUGCCCCGAGGUUGGCGUCACAGACAGGAAGGUUGCCUCACAGGAAGACCAGAGCCUGAAACGCAGGUCAGAGGUCAAUGGCCACGCCUGGUGCCAUGAAACGUUUGGUCACGGCGACAUCGAGCGAGUGGUGCUGCCGUCUGUUCCUCUGACCCCAGCGCAUCGGGACCGCCUCUACCGGACCCCGUCCACCACCCCUGUCAGAAAACUACCCCUGCAGACCACCACCCCUGCCCUCACCCCCUUUCACUCCCUGGCCCCUGCACAUCCCCACAUCACCCUCACCCCCAGCCCUCCACGGCUGUCAGACAAGAGACAGAGGCUAAAAGAAAGCCGCAGGACCAGCGCUUUGGGACUGGGACCCCCCGGCCCUCACCCCGACCAUGACCCCAAUCCAACGGGGGACCUGGUGGCCCCCAGACUCCGUUGGCAUGGCGACCAGGACAAGCCCAAGGGCAAGCGGCAGUGCAAGACUAAACACACCAGCCAGAGGGAGAGAGAGAGACUGGGGAAUGAAGAACUGAGGGAAGAGAGGGAGAGAGAGAAGCUGGUGAAUGAAGAACUGAGGGAAGAGAGGGAGAAUAAGCAGGUCAAGGAAAAGCGCUGCAGCGAGAAGCGGAGGAGGUCUUCAUCCCUGUCGGAUUACUCCCACUCCUCCCCCGCCCCCCCUCUCACCCCGCCCCCCCAGCUCAGCCCUCUGCCCAGCCCUACAGAGACCCAGGACCGCACGCCAACCCCCUCCAACCCCCCGCUGCCCACCUCUACCCCUGCCAGCCGACCCAUGCCUCCUGAGGCCCGCAGGCUCAUCGUCAACAAGAACGCAGGAGAGACCCUGCUCCAGAGGGCUUCCCGCCUAGGAUACGAGGAUGUAGUGCUGUACUGCCUGGAGAACAGGGUGUGUGACGUCAAUCACCGUGACAACGCGGGCUACUGUGCGCUGCACGAGGCAUGUGCACGUGGCUGGCUUGCUAUCACUCAGCACCUGCUGGAGCACGGUGCCGACGUCAACUGUAGCGCCCAGGAAGGCACCAGGCCCCUCCAUGACGCGGUGGAGAAUGACCAUCUGGAAGUGGUCCGUCUGCUGCUGUCCUACGGAGCUGACCCAACCCUGGCUACGUACUCUGGCCGCAGCCUCCUCCGCAUGACACACUCCCACGGCAUGGAGGGAUUCCUCUCUGAGUAUUUUUCCGACCUGAAGGGGCGUGACGACACUGACGAAGGCAUCUACUGGGAGUUUUACGGCAGCGCCGUGUGUGAGUCAGGUGAGGACCCAGCAGCCUAUGACAUCCUGGCUAACCCCCCAGGCCCAGGAGAGGAGGAGGACACGAGGCAGGGCUUUGAGUUUGAGUUCUCUGACCGACCUCUCCUGCCCUGCUACAACAUUCAGCUCUCCCUCUCACAGGGUCCCAGAAACUGGCUGCUCCUAUCAGACGUCCUGAAGAGACUCAGAAUGUCCUCCAGGGCGUUCAGGGCAGCCUUCGCCCAUCUGGAGGUAGCAACCAUUGCCGAGGCAGAGUUCUACAAGCAGGCGUCACUGUCGCCGCUCUUCUCGUGCCCCGACGAGCUCGCCGCCUUCCUCCCCGACAGCAAGGAGCUGCUGGACCUGGUUGAGACCAGCUCGGAGCUGGCUGCGCUGCUGGGCUCCUCGCUAGAGUGUUUGGACAGCCGAUGGGAGCCCAAAGGGGCCCGGGUCAAAGCUAAAGCCCGCUCGUGACCCUGAGAUACACACACAGAGGGUGACUCUCAAUAAGAUCUACUUUCUCCUGAAGUGGACACUCCUUCACUAGUUCCCACCAGUCUGGUGCAGUUAUUUGUCUAGUGGUAGUUUCCCACCAUGUUUCUUAUACCAGUCCUUUCCUUUCAAAUCGGUGCAGGGAAGUGAACACUUUGGGAGGAAGGAGAGAGUAUUGGGACGUAGCCAACACACACACAUGCUCCAUGUGUACGUUCCCAUGCCCUGUGAGGACUGGACGUUGAAUACUGGACAGUAUCCCUUCAAAGAGGAAACAGACCCCAGCGCCACACAAACUGCAUUUUUUAAAUAAAUAUAUUAUAUAUGUAUACAUUAACUGCCGAUUUGAUUUGUUUUAUAUAUAUAUAUGUAUGUAUGUAUGUAUGUAUGUAUGUAUGUAUGUAUGUAUGUAUGUAUGUAUGUAUGUAUGUAUAUCCAUACUGUAUAUAUGCUGCUUUGGUUGUCAUGUUGUGGUCAGGUUGUGGGUUUUGACGCUGUUUGGGUUGACUAGGCUAGUGAACAGGUCAGGAGCAAUGUGAGUUGAAUGUGGACCUCAGAGGGAGGUAAAGGUUAUUGUUUUACUUUGGAUCAUGGCAGUGCACUUGAUUUGAGCUUUACCGACCCAUUGGACUUUGACAGAUAUAUAUAUAUAUAUAGAGGUGAACUGUGACAAAAACAUUUUAGCACUCAUGGCUCAUCCCAAAGAUUUGGGGAUUUUAUUUUCAACAUUGCCUAAAAACCUAGCUUUAUUUGUAUCUUAUUUAUGACAAUGAGGAAUUAAGAUAUUUGAUGUGGGUUUUUUGUAAAAAUAUAAAUGUAAGAUACUACAAGACAUUUCAAUUGAAGAGUGAGAUUCAUGCUUGAACUUGUAAAUAAGAUGACCAUUUCAGUAACUGUUUUUCUGACUGGGGUGUUUGAUUUGUUUGUUUGUUUUGGCAAUGUAAGUGUUUAAACUUUGUAAUUAAAUACACUAUUAUUUGUAUUUAUAUUUUACAAAAAAAAAUAAUUUAAAUAAAUCGCAAUACAAGUUAA